Molecule: messenger RNA, 417 nt
Organism: Brassica oleracea var. oleracea
Lineage: Eukaryota; Viridiplantae; Streptophyta; Magnoliopsida; Brassicales; Brassicaceae
Product: RPM1-interacting protein 4
Exons: 3
Coding region: 136-357 (73 amino acids)
Source: RefSeq, a predicted model, not a curated record
AUUCGCUAUUAAACAAACAAAAACGUAAUCAAAGCGUUCAUCCAAUAAAGAACACCAAAAACAAAAAGCAGAAGAUAAUCACAUUGUCUGAAGAUCAUCUCUUGUCCUAAAUCUCAACUUUUACAAAAUCUUUGAAUGGCAUCGAAUAAUCAACAAAGACAACAACAAGAUCGACCAUUACCAAAAUUUGGAGAAUGGGACGUGAACGAUCCAGCAUCAGCCGAAGGAUUCACCGUUAUAUUCGCUAAAGCUCGAGACGACAAGAAGACAAAUGCUAGUGGUCGUGCUCCAUCGCAACGCCGUGAUAAUAACAAAGGGCAAGACGAACCUACGAAGAAACGGUUCUGCUGUUUCUGAGGAACAUGAUCAAGAAAAGUCAAGAUUUGUAAUAUCAAAUUUGUUAGAUCAUCGAAAACA